This is a messenger RNA of Entrophospora sp. SA101, 129 nucleotides long. The record is from the annotation of a GenBank genome assembly. NCBI's taxonomy places the organism in Eukaryota, Fungi, Glomeromycota, Glomeromycetes, Entrophosporales, Entrophosporaceae.
AUGGCGCAACGAUUUUUACGGGAUAAACUUAGCAUUAGAGAUGUAAGAGCUGAAGCUCAUGCCUUAGCCUUAUCAGCAAAAAAUGCCAAUGCUGGUUCAUCACGUCUCUCUCGUCUUCGAACUAAUUGA